Dothidotthia symphoricarpi CBS 119687 is the source of this 816-nucleotide messenger RNA. RefSeq lists its product as uncharacterized. The record is from RefSeq and is a predicted model, not a curated record. Lineage: Eukaryota; Fungi; Ascomycota; Dothideomycetes; Pleosporales; Dothidotthiaceae. The transcript has a single exon. Bases 9 to 698 code for a protein of 229 amino acids.
GCGCUAGAAUGUGUCAAUACUGGAGGAAGAUGCACACAUGCGAACACCCCUCAGACCGCCCUUACCUCGAAAUGUGCAAGCCAGGCUACCUCAGCAACACGGUAUGUCCCGACAUCGGCGAAGACCCCAAGCCGCGCAAGAGCUACUUCCCCUGCUGGUACUGCAUCAAAUCCGAAUACCGCGCCGAAGUCGAAGCCGAAGCCGCUGCCAAAGUCACCAAGCAGGUGCAGAAGAUGGCGGACUUCAGGGCGAGGGAUGAACUGCGCAUUAAAGAGGAACGUGUGCGUCGCGAGGCUCGCGAGAGGGCUAGCCGCGAGCGUGAGGAGGAGGUGAGGAGGAAGAUGGAGAGGGCGGCACGGGAGGAACGCGCGAAGAAGGAGGGUGGGCUGUGGAUUGAGACGGGGAGUGGGAAGAAGGGGAAGGAUAGGAAGGGAGUCAGUGCUACGUCGGGCCCGCUUUCUGCUCCGCCGGUCAUGAAGACGAUUGUUGCGCGGGAGAAGAAGGAGAACGUUGCUGUCAAUGUGGGUGUGGGCGAGGGAAGUGACAGGAAGGAGAAGGAGAAGAGCCUUGAUUUGGGUGGUAGGGCAGGCACCUGGGGCCCGAAGAAGAUGCUGAGUCCGGAGCCUCUCCUCCCGAAGAAGAUCCUGAGUCGCAAGGAGAACAUUGCGGUGAGAGAGAAUGGUGGAACGAAGAAGUAAGUGCGAGUACGGUGUAAGAGGAGAUAUUUAGCUCGCAUGAGUGGUGAAUCGGAACGAGAGGAGCGAGCUGGGAGUCUGGGAGAUCAGGCAAUAUCAUGCCUAGCAAGGAACGACGAGG